Molecule: messenger RNA, 1616 nt
Organism: Equus quagga
Lineage: Eukaryota; Metazoa; Chordata; Mammalia; Perissodactyla; Equidae
Gene: DHRS11
Product: dehydrogenase/reductase 11
Exons: 7
Coding region: 14-1006 (330 amino acids)
Molecular function (GO): oxidoreductase activity
Source: RefSeq, a predicted model, not a curated record
GUCCUCCCGCGGGAUGUGGCCGGUCGCCGAGGAGCGGGGGGUGGAGCCCGGGCCCCAGGCCCGCCAGGAUGGAGGCGGGUCCAGGCGCAGCUCUGACGCGGGCAGGUCGGCGGCAGCUGCCGCGGCGGUGACAAGAGAGCGGCCGAGCCCCUACAACCCGGGGCGGGGUUCCGCGACCCAAGUGCCCGGCUCGCGGAGUGAGGUGGGCGGGCGGCUCGGGACCAUGGCCAGAGCCGGCAUGGAGCGGUGGCGUGACCGGCUGGCACUGGUAACCGGAGCCUCGGGGGGCAUUGGCGCGGCCGUAGCCCGGGCCCUGGUCCAGCAGGGACUUAAGGUGGUGGGUUGCGCCCGCACCGUGGGCAACAUCGAGGAGCUGGCUGCCGAAUGUAAGAGUGCAGGCUACCCCGGGACUUUGAUCCCCUACAAAUGUGACCUGUCAAGUGAGGAGGACAUCCUCUCCAUGUUCUCGGCUGUCCGCUCUCAGUACAGCGGUGUGGACAUCUGCAUCAACAACGCUGGCUUGGCCCGGGCCGACACCCUGCUCUCAGGCAGCACCAGCGGUUGGAAGGACAUGUUCAAUGUGAACGUGCUGGCCCUCAGCAUCUGCACACGGGAAGCCUACCAGUCCAUGAAGGAGCGGAAAGUGGAUGACGGGCACAUCAUUAACAUCAACAGCAUGUCUGGCCACCGAGUGGUACCCCAGUCCAUGACCCAUUUCUAUAGUGCCACCAAGUAUGCCGUCACUGCACUGACAGAGGGACUGAGGCAAGAGCUUCGGGAGGCCCAGACCCACAUCCGAGCCACGUGCAUUUCUCCAGGAUUGGUGGAGACACAGUUCGCCUUCAAACUCCACGACAAGGACCCUGAGAAAGCAGCUGCCACCUAUGAGCACAUAAAGUGUCUCAAGCCUGAGGAUGUGGCCGAGGCUGUCAUCUAUGUCCUCAGCACCCCCCCCCAUGUCCAGAUCGGAGACAUCCAGAUGAGGCCCACGGAGCAGGUGACCUAGUUUCCUGUGGGGAGCUCCUCCUUCCCUCCCUGCCCCUCACAGCUUGGCUCCUGCCUCUGGAUUUUAAGUGUUGAUUUCUGGACCCCUGGAUUCCACUUCCUUUCUCCGCCCCCACUAGGGGCUAGAAAAAUCUUUUGAGGUUUUUAUAUAAUCUUGUCAAAUUGUUUCCACUGCAAAUGUGAAAAAUGGGCUAGGGAGAGGGGGUGGUGCCCUUGAUUGUUUUACCUGUUGACUCGUUCUUGAUCCCCUUCUUGGGCUCCUUGGCCUUUCUUUGUUUGUUGUCCUUGGUCUCUUCCCUUUGACCUGGGGGAAGGACUGUGGCCAAAAGGGGGUGUUCCCCCCAUCUGCUUGCACCCCAGCCCCUGUCCCUCAGGGAUGAGGUGGCAGAGAGAAGCUCUCGCCUUCUAUCUGAAUGAUUAUCCAGGGCUCCAGCCUUCCUCCUCUCCCUGCCCCACUGCCUGCCUGCCAUCCCAGUUCUCCAGCCCAAUCCUGGCUUCUCGACCCCCUGUGGGGUCAUCACUCCACUUUGACAAUGACAGCAGAAUACCAGGGCCUGCCUCCCAAGUGGAUUUCAGUAUGAUAAUUAAAAGAGAAAAAUCGCAACGACCUA